UGUGGCCGCUUUUGGAUAGUUGUUGCAGCAGCCGCUCGCAGAGAACGUUCCAGCUCAAAAAAGCUGCGGCAAAGCAGACUCUAUCAGCUCGUCUCAUUGCCAGAAAUCAUGUGCAACAGAAUAAUGUGUAAAGGAAAAGGGAAGAGCGCUACUGUUUACUUGGCCGCAGCUGUUAUUCUGACGUGUUAUUUGGCGCAAACGGUAGACUGUAAUCGAUCGAAGAAACCAGAGUGGCGGAAAGAAGCCGAUGCAGCCAGAAGGAUAGGUUUCAAAGAGGGGAAAAUUGUGUUCGGGAGAGUUUUUGAGGAAGGGUCAGGACUUGGGUCACAAGUCAUAGACCGGACCAAUAACUCGUCCUCAAACGCUUCUGUAGAGGAGGACGCUGCAUAUCAAGCCGAUUUUGCAGGCUGGGUGGAAGAAGGAACACAAAAUGUUGGUUCCAGAGAAGCAGCGUGGAAGCGCAUGUCGCCCUCCUUGCAGUGUGGUUGGGACCAGUUAAAGUUCAGAGCAGUGGGACCAGGAGCUUCACAGUUUGCUGUGGAACAAUCAAAUGCACCUCCAAUACAUCUGUCCCAAGUCCCUUCCACCUGUGGCUACAGCAUGCGGAGGAACUCCCUUUGGCUUGUCAUGUUGGUUCCCUAUGAUGGCUGCAACAUGGUUCAAGAGGUUGGAAGUUAUGUGCUCCCUAUGCGUUGGCAGGGAAAUCCAUUCUCACUCUGGUGUCCCAAACCUCCAGUUCCUCAUCAUUUCUACCCACCACAAGGUCUACCACAUUUCUUUCCUCCAUAUCCUUUCAAUCCCCAAUAUCCAACUCCUGAGCCAGAGAUGACACCACCAACGGCUCUCCCUGAACACCCCCAAUAUCCUUUCAAUCCCCGAUAUCCAACUCCUGAGCCAGAAACUAAGAAAACAGAUCAACAUCAACAUCAAGUUCACCUUAAAUUUCCUCAUCUUCCUCCUUUCUAUCACCCUUACUCAGGCUACCCUGUUAAAAAACAUUCUAAUAAAUGGUUUAAAUAAAUGACCGUCAGUUCUUUAUGCUUGUUAACCCUCAACUACCCCAGAAAUUAUGUGGCGCUGCAUGUCUACAUGAGGAACAGAUAUUAAAAGGCUUUACUCUUGA
Sander lucioperca (pikeperch) is the source of this 1123-nucleotide messenger RNA. RefSeq lists its product as uncharacterized. The record is from RefSeq and is a predicted model, not a curated record. The transcript has 6 exons. Bases 109 to 1020 code for a protein of 303 amino acids. NCBI's taxonomy places the organism in Eukaryota, Metazoa, Chordata, Actinopteri, Perciformes, Percidae.